GCAGCACGGAGUUUGAGUACGUUGCUAGCGUAGAUCUAUGACUUCGCUCCAUCUUGUUGGGUAUUUCGAUCAGCGGGCGAGGCCGAGAGUCCUAUUUUCAUGUGUUGGGCAAAUCAGUGAAAUGAUUGAUUGCUUCAUAUGGGCUCGAGGGGAUUUUUUUUUUUCAUCAAUACAGAGAGUGAUGAACAUGACCGCUGUGUACGGCUACCGGCGCAAGCUGCGUCGUGUGCUCUCGGAGUGACAGUCCGCAAGCCAGAGAGAAGAGAGAAGGUUCUG
Molecule: messenger RNA, 276 nt
Organism: Amoebophrya sp. A120
Lineage: Eukaryota; Dinophyceae; Syndiniales; Amoebophryaceae
Source: the annotation of a GenBank genome assembly